Molecule: messenger RNA, 1665 nt
Organism: Monopterus albus (swamp eel)
Lineage: Eukaryota; Metazoa; Chordata; Actinopteri; Synbranchiformes; Synbranchidae
Gene: kxd1
Product: KxDL motif containing 1
Exons: 5
Coding region: 161-715 (184 amino acids)
Biological process (GO): lysosome localization
Cellular component (GO): BORC complex
Source: RefSeq, a predicted model, not a curated record
ACCCGGAAGUGCCUUGUUUUUAUUUUACAGCCAGCUGUCGGAUGAUGUAGCUGUGAGGUGUAGAUAUAGGUUCGUUUUAAAAAUAACAAUUAAUUAAAUACCCAGGUAGACAGAUAUCCACCGUGGGACCUGAGCUAGCAUUUCUGUCUUGCUCUUCGUCAUGGUGGAGCCUACGGCAUCUGGCGUGUUCUGCAACAGGAUGCUGAGCAUGGUCAACUCAGAGGAUGUUAACGCCAUUAUCCAGGCUCAGAGGCACAUGCUUGACCGCUUUGAGAAAACCAAUGAAAUGUUGAUCAACUUCAACGGCCUGUCUAAUGUGCGACUGCAGCAGAUGAACGAGCACUUCCUGCUCCACACCCGCACCCUUGUGGAGAUGAAGAAAGAUCUGGACGGCAUCUUCAGACGGAUCAGGACACUCAAAGGGAAGAUUUCUAAGCAGUACCCAGAAGCUUUCAGCAAUAUCAAUGAAUCACCAGUCCUGGAGGAUGAUGAUGAUGAGUUUGACCCAGUUCCCCCCAGUGUUGCAACAACAAUCACAACAGCCACCUCAGGGCAGAGCACAGAGUCAUGUGACACAAGUCCAGAUGUGAUCUCGCCCACUGUAAGCAGAUGCUCUGAAGAUCUCUCUCAAGAGCAACCUGACACGCCAACCUCCAAUGUUCUAGAAACCACCGUACUUCGAGACGAGGGUCCUGACUCUGUUCCAGCAGAAUAGAGUGAACAGUUCGGUUUCACUCACUGGAACCUGAGCUUCAACUUAAAUAUUUUAGCAGGAUAUGAUGUUGUGUAUUUAAGGUUGUGUCGACAAUAUAUGCUGACUUUUCCAGUCAUGAAUUUACCUGUUAGGAAGAGCAUCACAACUUUUAGAGGUGGUUGUGAAUCAUCUGUGAGGACUCUGGAUCUUUGUUGGUUCUAUGUUGGCAUUCCUUUGUCCAAUGCCUGCACAGCACUGAAAUAAUGCAGAUAAUACUUGAAGUGGUAUGGUACUUCACUAUAAAUAUAUCCAUAGUACUGACAGCGAACCUGUUACCAAUUAUGUAAUGAAAAACAUACUACAUACAUGCACAUAUAUAUGUAUGUAUAUAUAAGGUACCAUUGCCAAUAUUAUCACAUUGCAGCAUUAUCAUUCUCUAAGCCAAUACUAAUUUGUUCAGGUUUUCCCUUUAACUGGUUGCCUGCCUGUACAUUUCUUAAAGCAUUAAUGAGUGUUUUCAGCAACAUUUGAUGCUUCAUCAGUCUCUGCCACAGAUUUCUCUUUGUUUGGCUCCUUCAUUGAAGGGAGGCCAGGGAUUAGGGUUACUUGUCAGUGUCCCUGGAGCUGUCAGGCAUUCAGCAAACUGUUCAGGGACAUGUUAAUCUUGCUCUUUGUUAUGUGUGUGAAUGAUCCAGAAACUCUGCCAUGCACAUUAAUUUCUUUAAAGAGAAAAAUCCAGCCUAAAAUGGACUUAUUUCUGUUGUAUUUUUUUUUUUACAUUUGUUUUAAGAUAUGAAAAAGAAAGCAAAGGAACAAAAAGCAGGAAGGCAGGUGCUUUUGUGUUUGUGUUUUCUAUACCGUCCUAAAUCAGUGGGAAAAUAUACAUUUGUUCAUACAGUGGAUUCUACCUUUAAUUUAAAGUUAAUUUAAAGUUUUUGCCUCAAAUAUAUAAAUCUCUUUGUCAGUUAAAA